UGACUUUGCAGUGCGAGUCGACUCCUAAUGUUCACUUAAAAGAACCGAUUUAAUUGGCAGACUCGUUUGCAAACGGUACAUCACUACUAGUUCGCCAGCGAGGAGGGAAGAGAAAAUGGAGGACAUAACUUUGCGUUGACCGUGUUGCAGACAUAAGACAUUUUUAAAUUUCCUGUGAUGUUUAUGCACCAGGAAGUGCUGUAAUUGAUCACUAAUCCCAGUUUAAAAAGACCUGGAAGACACUCGAACAGAUAAUUUGGUUUGAAACGUAGUGAUUGACUCCAACACCUAUGGAGGGGAUUGUGAGCCAUGAGCUGACCCAAACUCCUGAGCCUCAGUCCAGCCAGGAUUUGGAUUCUAGCUCACAAGUUCCAGCUGCCAUUACUGAGGAGGAGAAAGAUGACAAAGACCAAGGUGAUGCAGCCCAUGAAACAAUAGAGAACACUGAAAAAACAACCGAUACCCCUGGUGAGGUGAAGAAGACUUGGGGUUUUAGACGGACCACUAUUGCAAAAAGGGACAUGGCCGGAGAGAUUGCAGGUGUUGCAGGAAGUCCAGACGCUCAAGGAACGCCCGUUCGCCGCAGCGGUCGCCAGGCCAAACGAACAGAUAAGCUCGAGGAGUUUCUAGUGACUGUAAAGCGAGGGAGAGGCGGAAGACGCAGCGCUCCCGCUCAGCUGGAAAUCGGAGAUCCUCUGUCCGAGACGACGUCGGAGGCCAGCUUUGAUGGAAGUGUAGAGCCUAAAGGAUCUGACAGCAAACCAACAUCUCCUGUAAGGAGAACCAGCGGUAGGGGCAGGAGGAAGGUCGCUUCACCCAAAGUUGGCACAGCGGACUCUUUAAGCGACGGCGAUAGUUCUGAGAAUGAAGAGGAGUCCCUUAAAGAUAAGACAGAGACUGAAACCGAAACUGGUGCUGACGAUUGCACGAUGGAGGAAUCUCUGAAUGAGAUACAACAGGACUCGGAGAAGCAAGAUGACGAGAAGGAAGAGGACAGCAUAGAGGACGCUCCUGCAAACAGACUGCUCUCCAGAAGCCCUGCAAAAGCAGGCACCAAGAAAGAUGCCAAGCCCAGAACGGGACCAAAGACAUUAAAGGAAAGUGAAGAGGAGGACGAUGAGUCCUCAUCCAGCGACACUGAUAGUGACUAUUAUGACCCUAAUGCACUUUACUGCAUCUGCAGACAGAAACACAACAAAAGGUUCAUGAUCUGCUGCGACCGCUGCGAGGAGUGGUUUCACGGAGACUGUGUGGGCAUUACGGAGGCACGCGGUCGCCUGAUGGAGCGCAAUGGUGAGGACUACGUGUGUCCCAACUGCACAAGCAAGAAAGCCCAGUGUGCCAGGUCGCCAGUCUCUACAGCGGUACCUGAAAACGGCAAACCAACCCUUACUGCUCUGGGUGGUGCGUUCAAGCCAGAGCCAAGUCUGCUUCCUGCCAGUCAAGCUGCCAUGUUCACAGAUACUACUAACACUACCACUACAGUGGCUGCAGAAGAAAAGGAGGGAAAUGAUCUGGGGAUCAAGGGCAGAAUUGAAAAAGCAACCAACCCAAGCGGCAAAAAGAAAAUAAAGAUUUUCCAGCCGCAGGUGAUGCAGACUGCAGAAGAAUCCUCUCUCCCCAAGUGCAUCGGUCCUGGCUGCGAGAGAGACGCUCAGCCCGACUCUGUCUACUGCGGUAACGACUGCAUCCUUAAACAUGCUGCAGCUGCCAUGAAGACCAUCACCACCGACAGCAAGGAGACCAAACCCAAGGAUAAGGCCAAGGCGCAGAAAAAGCCCACACUCAAGAGUUCCGAUCCUGAGCGGAGGAGCACCAGGAGGUCCACCGGGUCGGUGAGCAAAGCCCAGGAGGACUCGUCCGAGCCCGAGAGCCACAGACAAGAAGCCGAUGACACGGACGAAGAAGACCGAAUCGCAGAGGAGCAUCUGCCACCCCCAGCCAUGUCUUCCUGGUCCAGCGAUCAUAAUUACAUUGCAGUAGCUCCAGAAAAGACUACACCCAUAUCACCAUCUGUGUUAAACAAAGCGUCAGCCCCUAAGAAGGAGGAAGAGGAAAAGAAAGAAGAAGCCGAGCCAGAAAAGAAAGAAGUUCCUCCUGUAGAGAAGAAACCCACAGUGACGACUGCAUCCCCCAAAGGAGGAAAGAAGUCUCCGGUUUCCAAGACGCCCAAGUCUGCUCCUAUUACUUCACCCAAAAGAAAACUGAGAAGUACAUCCACUAGCAGUGCUAAGGACUCGAAAAAGCAGCAUUUAUCCCAAAAUAAAGCCAAAAAACCAGGGCCACCCCCUCCUCCUAUACCAGUUUUCUCUUCCUCUGGUCCCCCUGGAUCACGAAUCCAUCCAACUGGAGCCUUGAGUGUCAGCAAGAGCACCUUCACCAUCCCUAAAAAGCCCUCGCAGACUGGGGUGAAGGAAUCCUCAGGUUCUGGACCCUCUUCUACAUCCAAAAAGCCUCCUGUGCCUGUUUCCUCUACCACCAAGAGUCAGCCACCAGUCUCUAAGCCAGUGCAGUCUUCAGUUCCUGCUCUUCCCACUCAACCACCACCCAACAACCAGAUGAGGUCCAACAUCCGUCGUUCGCUUACUGACAUCUUGUACAAAAGGGUGAGUGACAGCGAUGAUCUCUCCAUGUCUGAAAGUGAAGUGGGCAAGCUGGCAUUCACCAUUGAGAAAGAAAUGUUUAACCUGUGUAUGAACACAGACAACAAGUACAAGAACAAGUACAGGACUCUCAUGUUUAACCUGAAGGACCCUAAAAAUAAGGGUCUGUUCUAUCGUGUGAUUGGUGGAGAUCUCAGUCCAUUUCGGCUAGUAAGACUCAGCCCUGAGGAGCUUCUUUCCAAAGACAUUUUCGAGUGGAGAAAAACUGAACCUGCAGAGAUUUCAGCAGCUGGUGGAAAAUCACAGACAGGGCAGUUCAAAGCUGGGUCCAAACAGGAGGCACCUCCAGCAGAUGUUGACAUGGAAGACGCUCCCUCAAUAUCUGAUGGAGACGAUCACCCAGAGUCUCGUCCUUCUGCUCCACCUCAGGGUUCUGGAUCAGCAGCAAAGAACAGCGCUGUGCCUGACAUCUUGAGUAUGUUUAAGGACACCACGGCAGAACACAGGGCUCACCUGUUUGACCUUAACUGCAAGAUCUGCACAGGUCAGAAAUCGGCCGACGACGAACCUGCAGCCAAAAAGCCUAAGAUCUCCGUUCCUAAAAAGCAGGACAUUCCAGAAAAGCCUGUAACAGAGUUACCUGCUGCUUCACAGUCUGGAAGUGAAGCACCAAUACCUAAUCAGCCGAGCGGUAUGGGAGAUACGAGCAGCGUGGCACCUGUCGUCCAAGCUCCUUUGGUUAACCCGGUUUCCUCAGUCACGAUAAGCAGACGUGACCCUCGUAUGGCCAGUUACCGCUCCACUGCACCUGUGGCUCAGGCUGAACCUGUUGCUGUUGCGCCUGUUGCACCUGGGGCACCUAUCACUGUGCCUUAUGCCAACCUUGUGCCCUCAGAAGCUGCUGUGGUGGAGAACAAAGGGCCGUUGCCUCUGCCGCCUGUAGCUCCGCUGUCUCUGCCCAAGACUAAAGCAGAAUCACGGCACUAUGGGGCUAGCGCAUCCAGCACGGCCGAGCCCCCUCCCGAAGGUGAGACAGCUCUGUUCCUGUCAGGACAGGAGAUGUUGUGGAAAGGAUUCAUCAACAUGCACUCUGUCGCCAAGUUUGUCACAAAGGCUUAUCUGGUUUCAGGUUCCUUUGAGCAUCUCAAGGAGGACUUGCCAGAUACCAUUCAUAUUGGUGGUAGAAUAUUGCCACACACAGUUUGGGAUUACGUGGGUAAACUGAAGACGUCGGUGUCAAAAGAGCUGUGUCUUAUUCGUUUCCAUCCCGCGACCGAAGAGGAGGAAGUCGCAUACGUGUCCCUAUUUUCUUAUUUUAGCAGCCGCAAACGAUUCGGCGUGGUGGCCAACAACAACAAGCGCAUCAAAGACCUCUACCUUAUCCCCCUGAGCUCGACGGAUCCACUGCCUGCUAAACUUUUACCGUUCGAUGGACCAGGUCUUGAGCCAGCUCGCCCCAAUCUUCUUCUCGGAUUGUUAAUCUGUCAAAAAGACAAGAAACGGCCCGGCGUUCCUCUAGAGAGUGAAGAAAAACGCUCUAAAACACAGCGGGAUGACGAGACAGGCCUUCCAAAAGCAAUUCCUGUUAGUAAAGCUGAUGUGCGAACCAGUCUGGAACCUAUGAGCACUACUCCACCCGGAACUCCACCACCACUUAGCAGUUCCGAGUCAUCAGUAGGUCCACCUGGAACAUCUGCAUCAUCAGUGUUUUCCAUCUUGUCUUCAGUCAAGGCACCUGGUGUAACCGCGAGCACGAGCAGUAAUUCCCCGUUAGCCUCCACUACCACGGCCACGGCCACGUCUUCUGCGACCCCGCUUCAGACCAUUUUAAAGACAUUGUUUGGCAAAAAAACUCAAGAUUCAGAAGCUUCUCAGUCACCUUCAGACACUUCAGCAGAUGCUGCGUUUCCUCUGCUGGAUCCAAUAGUUGAACAGUUUGGAAUUAUUAAUAAAGGUAAAAAAGUAGCUGAAGAAGAGGAUGAUAGACCCUAUGACCCUGAAGAAGAAUACGAUCCAAGUGUUGCUUUUGGUACAGAAAAUUCUAAAGAUUCUUUGGUUUCUAUAUCCAACAAGCAAGAGGAGGUCAAGACUAGUGUGGAUGAUGUUGAAUAUGAUCCUGAAGAUGAUUCAAUUUUUGACGAGGUUAAGUCUGAUCCAGGUUCCAAGAAGCAAACAGAAGAACAGGCUGAAUUACCACAGCAGCAGCAGCAACCUGAAGAUGUAGUAUCUGUACCUGCUAAAUCUCUUCUAGCAAGCAGUCAGUUGCUUCAGCUUGGUAAAAGCUUGGUUGAGGAUUUGGCUGCAAAAAGCUCUUCUACUCCAGUUAUUAAUCAAAGAAGGGAUCCCAGGCAGAGUAGGGACCACAGACAGGCUGCCAGUUUUAGGACAAGCACUGACUCUGUAGAGAAGGAAGAGUCCCCUGCUGUUACUUCUAAUACUGCUUCUACCACUAUAACAGAUACAACAACUGUUGCUACAUUAAUAACAGACAACAAAACGCUGGAGAUUGCUGUGAUUCUGGACACAUCGACAUCACAGCAACCUAAAGCUGUAGAUACUUCCGUGCAGCACACUUUAGCUGUUGACACAACAGAACCUUGUGCAUCCACAGACACCCCAACACAAGAUGAUGCCUAUGUCGACUCCCAACAACUGCAUCCUCCUGCUGGUCAGUCAGAGACAUCCAAGCAAGAGGAGGAGCCAGAAAAUGAAGAGGAACCUUUAGAGGAAACGGAAAACUCCGAAAUUUGCAUUCCACUUUUAGGUGAGAAAAUUGACCCUGAACUAGUGGAGAGUUAUAUUGAUACAGAACCCGAAGCAAGUUCCAAUGAGAAGGAUGAGAAGGAUUCUUCUGAAAACAAAACUUUUGAAAAGAUUUGGCCAAAUUCUGCUAGUAUCUUAAAGUCAAAGCCCUUAGAUGAUCAGGUCUCUCCCAUGGAAGAUUCUGCAAAAUCUUCUUCACCUACGUAUUACAACAUCUCAACGAUCAGCACCCCAAUCACUUCUAUUAGUCAGCCACAAGAUAUCACUCAAGCAGGUUCAUCCUACAUGGAUUCCCAUGGUUCCCAUAUGCCACAAAUGAUUCCAUCAAACUCACAAGCUGAAUACCACGGUCCAUCUGACAUUCCCCCUCCUGUGUCAUUUCCACCACUAUCUGGGCCUCCACCUAUGCUUGGCCCACAACAACAAAUGAGCGUUCCACCACCCUUGCAUAUUUCAGCUCCAAUGUCAGGUCCACCUCCAAUGCAGAUUCCCCCACCAAUGCAAAUGCCCCCACCAAUGCAGGGCCUGCGUCCACCUCAUGGGGAAACCGAGCUGUCUCGGUUUCCACCGCCUAGACCAUAUCUACCCUAUCAGAAUCAAUGGGGAAACAGUCAACAGUUUGAUGCUUCAAGAGGACCGCCUCCACCAGUUAUUACACCUAGAGGCCCUCCACCUCAAAUUCCACCAAUGGGUCAGCAAGGCCCUCCUCCUCCUCCUCAAAUAUUCAAUAGUAACAUACCACCACAUCAUAUUGCACCUCAUGGCCCACCUCCUGGCCUCCCUCCUUCUGGCCCACCACGUCCGGCCUUUGACGGACAAAGAUUUAAUGCCCCUCCUCCACCCUUCAACUUUCCUGGACCUAGAGGCCCACCUCCACCAUUUGCAAGUCCACCUCUUGGUCACUUUGAAAACAGAGCACCACAACCUCACUUCCUUGGUCCAAGAGGCCCACCUCCAUCUCACAACAUUGGGGAACCUGGAUCACUACCUAACAUCCCAAGAGGACCUGGUGAUCAAGAUAUUGCAAGUUAUCAGCAAGGGAUGGAACCACCCCAUGCCCAGGCUGGACCUGCAUUUAGGGCACCUCCACCAAACCAUUUUGAUGGACGAAGAGGCCCCCCUGGUUCUGCAGGGGAUUUACCAGGACACAGGUUUCCACCACCAAAUCAAUUUCAUAGUUCAACUCAGCAUAGAGAACCAUUUGAAGACUCAAGAGGUGGUACUCAAGACUUUGACCGGCACAGGGGACCAGCGCCUCAGCAUUUUGGCGGGCCAAGAGUGCCCCCACCCGGACCCUAUAGUGACAUUAACGCCGGAGGCCCACCACGCUACCAGUUAAAUGACCAUCCAAAUGAUAUAAGACCUAUAAGGGGACCUUUGUUACCUACACCUCCUGAAAGUCACCUUAAUGUUAUGGGCCGCAUGGGUGGGCAUAGCCCAGAGUCUCACCGUGAUGAGCACUGGAGAAGGCGCUCCCCUGAAAUGCGAAGGCGAAGCAGCUCCACUAGAGAAGGUUCUGAACCUCAAGAGAGCUCUUUAAGGGAAGACAUACAGGAAGACAGGAGGAGAGACAGAGACCGGGAUGGGCCGCAUGGUGGGUUGUCACGGGGCUGGAACAGGGAUCGUGAAUGGAAUCAUGGCAGGGAGAGAAGUAGAGAAAGGGAUAGGGAGAGAGACCACAGGGACCGGGAGGGUGACAAGGAGUUUGACCGCAGCAGGGAAAGGGGCAGAGACAGAGACCGAGACCGUGGCAGAGAGACGGAACGCAGCAGGGAGAGGGGCAGAGACCGAGACCGCAGUAGGGACAGGGACAGCAGGGAAAGAGAUCGAGGUAGAGACACUGAACGUCACAGAGAAGACGGGGACAAGAAGAGGGAUCGGGACCGGGACCGAGACCGGGAGAGGGAAAGAGAUCGUGGCAGGGAGAGAGAAUCAGACAGGAAAGAACAUGACAAAGACAGAGCAAAGAACCGAGACCGAGACCGAGACAGAGAUAGAGAUAGAGAUAGAGAGCGUGACCGGGAUAGACACAGUAGAGACAAAAGACGAGAGCGCUCAAGGAGUCGUGAAAGAGAGCGUGGAAAAGACCGAGAUAGACGAGAUCGGGACCGAGACAGAGAGAGGGACAGAGAAAGGAGGGACAGGAGCAGAAGUAAAGAUAGAAAGGAGGAGAGAAAAGAAAGGUCCGAGACCGUGAAGGACACUGAGAAGUCUCCUGAUACUGAAGUCGCAAACUAAAUUUCCCCCCACUACAGAUCUUGAGGUCUAUAAUAUUUAGAAAUGUUUAACAAGCUUUAGUACUUUGGCAUUUUCCUGAACAGAUUUGCAUGGAUAUUUCACAAGUGUUCUAUGUGUAAAAAAACAAACUUUGUACUACAUAUUUUACAAUUUUUGUUACAUUUAAGGUUAAUGGUUUUGUACAUUUGAGUUUAAAGGACGAUGCGUGUUGUGUACUCUCCUCUUAAAAUAUAUUUUAAGAGUACAUUCGAUAAUGGUUAAUAAAUAAAAACUUGUAAAUACGUAUUUGUGUAUAUACAUGUAUGUUUUUAUUUUUUUCAUAGAAAAGUGAAGCCAUAUAAUUAUUGUAAACUUUAAACAAAUUACUUGUGCAGUAAAACUUUUAGCAACUUUUUCCUGGAACCAACUGUCACACAGCUGUCCUGUAAGCCGCAUCAGGUUUUGUUCAUUAAACCUUUUUUUGUAUGA
Trichomycterus rosablanca is the source of this 8072-nucleotide messenger RNA. RefSeq names its product death inducer-obliterator 1 (gene dido1). Gene Ontology annotation, biological process: DNA-templated transcription; apoptotic signaling pathway. The record is from RefSeq and is a predicted model, not a curated record. The transcript has 17 exons. Lineage: Eukaryota; Metazoa; Chordata; Actinopteri; Siluriformes; Trichomycteridae. Bases 291 to 7604 code for a protein of 2437 amino acids.